Sparassis crispa is the source of this 4428-nucleotide messenger RNA. RefSeq lists its product with no specific name. Gene Ontology annotation, molecular function: phosphatidylinositol binding. The record is from RefSeq and is a predicted model, not a curated record. Gene Ontology annotation, biological process: regulation of GTPase activity; signal transduction. The transcript is spliced from 9 exons. NCBI's taxonomy places the organism in Eukaryota, Fungi, Basidiomycota, Agaricomycetes, Polyporales, Sparassidaceae. Bases 1 to 4428 code for a protein of 1475 amino acids. Gene Ontology annotation, cellular component: cytoplasm.
AUGCCAAAUGGACGCGAGCGACACCAAUCCCAACGUUCAGAGCUCGCGUCUUCCCAUUCCUCCUCACCACUUCGCACCGCUGCUUCCUUUUCGUCUUCCAACCACUCACAAGCCGCUCCGAGUACACAGGCCAUCACUGCAGAGGCCCUUCUUGCAGCCUAUGCGUCCGCCCCCCACCCCUCGCUUGCCGCGCUCGAUGCAGCCGUCGCUGAGCGAAACACGCUGUCCGUGCAGAAUAGCGGGUUGUGGAAGCUCGUGGAGAAGCACCGCACAGCGUACAACCAGAUCAUGAAAGAGCUCGAGCGCGUGCGUAGUGAGCGCGAAAUGUAUCGUUCGCGUCUCCAGAGGACGGGAGAGAACACCGACAAGCUCCUCCGCGCACAUCGCGAGAAGGAGAAGAAGGAGGGCUCGCUGCGGUCCGCCGUCUCGCAGACACACCUCAGGAACAGCGAGAGCGGGAGCUCGAACACGAGCGGAGGUGCGCUGGAUCCGAGGGGGCACAUCGUACGAGCGUACUCCGAUAAUACAGCUCCCCGAUUAUCGCAGCAGCAACAGCAGUCGCAAUACUCUCAGCAUCGUUCGCGUGACCCAUUGACGGAAGCACACAGCUCUCAGACCAGUCUGAACAGCAUUCCCCAAGUGCUCGUCCCUGGUCCAUCAAGUCGUAGCUCUGGACAAGCAGCACAGUCCUCGCAGCAGCCAACACACCCGUCGCGUCCCCGUGAGUCACCCUCUCAACUACAGGUCAACCACUCGGGGCCCAACAACGCUCGUUCCGGUCACGCUGCAACACCUUCCAUCCCUUCAAUCUCAGAAACCUCGUCCGACGGACAUAAACGACCCCUGCACUCGCUCAGCCCCACAGAAAGAUCUUUCUCUUCCUCAUCCCAGGCGCUCUCUACGUCUACGUCUUCCGCGACGGCUCAGAUGGCAGAUUCCGUCCCAAAGCUUGACGUGGCAGAUCCAGUCCUCGGUCCCUACGCUCCGAUGCAACCCCCGCCCGACAGUGUUCGCCCUGUUGCCAGCGUCCCGCCCCAAGUAGCUGCCGUCGUACUAACACCGCCCACGCCUUCACCCCGGUCUACUGCCGCAAUGGCCGCGCUUAACGGCAGAGCCGUCCCCGUCCCACCUUCACCACUGAGGACGAACUUCCAGGCUCCUCAGCAGCCCGCAUCUUCCAGCUCUUUGAGCCCGCUCUCUAAUGUCGAGCCGUCGCGGCCGUACGCCCUCUCGCGCGAGUCGCGGAUAUCGUUGCCCGAAGAGGCGAAGAGGUAUUACGCUACUAUGGCUGAUUCGCCCAAGACGAGCCCGGCUAUAGGCAACUUUGAGGUUGGGUUUAGUUCAGGUCCAGGUUCGCCGCUUAAAGCACAGGCGGGGCACAGUCCUGAAUCCCCACACACCCCAGGGAAGCUACAGGUAACGACAGAGGAAAACGCGCCGUUCCUCGACAUGGGAGACGAAGAUAGCAUGUACGGCAGUGUCGGCGGCUCCGUCCGUGACGGCAGCGGGCAGAACUCCAACGUCGAGGACGGAUAUCCGGAGGAGGAGGAGGAUCCGUAUGACCCCGCGGACGAGAACGGGGAUACGGUAGGGAAAAGGGGGAGGGGGACGAACAAACGUGCGGUGGUGGAGGACUUCCCCUUACCCCCGUCGACGCCGCCGUAUGCGCCGACACGCACCAGUGGGUCGCGAUCUCGGUCUGACCACUCGCAUCUUCAGGCGCCGGCGGAACCGCAUACACCUAUAUCGCCCUUCCCCAUCCCUCUGGCGUCGACGCCGCCGCAGAUGACCUUCCGAGAACUGCCGCUCCUCGCGAGCGACCUGCCUAACACAAAAAUCCAAGUGGUCAAUUCGUCCAUUCGCCCCAACGACCGAGGGAAGGAAGUGCUCUCGUUCGCGAUCUUGGUCGACCCGGGAAAGGGCAAGGACCCGUGGAAGGUGGAGAAGCUGUACAGCGACGUGCUCGGCUUAGACGCGCGGAUGCGCGCAACUGUAGGUAAAAACGUCGGGAAGAAGAUGCUGCCCCUACCGGAAGGACGGCUGUGGCGGGAUCAUGCACCCGCGAAGGUUGACCAAAGAAAGAGCGCUCUCGAGCUGUACCUGCGAUCGCUGAUCGCACUUCCAGUCAAGAAUAAGGACGAGGUGAUCGCCUUCUUCACGUCGGACAUGGUGCGCGAGACACAGAAGCCUGUCGCGCAGGCCGGGUACAAGGAAGGUUACCUCACCAAGAGGGGGAAAAACUUUGGUGGCUGGAAGACGCGGUACUUCGUGCUGCAGGGCCCUUCCCUGGAAUACUACGAGAGCCGUGGCGGCGCCCACCUCGGGUCCAUCACGAUCACCGGUGCUCAAAUCGGUCGCCAGCAAAGAGCCCCCGAUAGGAAGGAAUCGGACGAGGAGAGCGAGUAUCGCCACGCUUUUCUCAUUAUCGAGGCCAGGAAGGGGCCCGGUGGCUCGAGCCCGCGACAUGUCCUUUGUGCAGAAAGCGACAAGGACCGCGAUAGCUGGGUCGAGGAGCUCGUCCGCUACGUUUCCGGGACAUACAGCGAGGAUCAGAUCCCCGUUGUCCACUCAUGGGGAAGUGCCGCCGCCAUGGGCGGCGCAACACAGCAAGAUGCCGGGAACCAGCCGCGCAUGAGCACGAGCUCUGCGUCAAUAUACGAUCCGCCUAGUGCGCAGAGCACACCAGUCCGGCGGACACGUGAUGCAGCGAAGUGCGGAAACCCGAAGUUGUCAUCCGAUGGUGGCAGCAUGAAACCCCUUCCACAUAUCGCCUCGUACGGCGAUGAAUCGAUGUCGAGCGGCCCCGCGAAGUCAUCGGUCAUGGCACCGUCCCCUGUCGACCAGGUAAUAGCAGCGGAGAUGCCGAUGUCGACCUCGCUGCCUACGUCGUCCCCACUCGUUGCAGAUGAUGUAGACCUUGUGCAGCCCAUAUCUCAGCGGGCAAAUUCUGAGCUCGGUAACUAUCCUGAUCUUGUCGACCAGAGACCGGUUCGAGGUGGGAACCUAGCCCUCGACCGGAGGAAGAUGAUGCGGAUGUCCGUCAACCCACUCAAGACGGCUAUCCCAGAGCGCACCCCGUCGCCAGAGAAGGACGCCGGACAGCACACCCCCCGCGUCGACGUCAACGGGAAGGUCAAGAUUUCUGCGCCGAUGAACGGCACACUCAUUCCCGCCGGCUACAAGUUUGGUGGCAAAGACGCGCCGUCAGAAUCUUCCGUGUCUUCCAACGAGCGGAGGGAAAAGGCGAAGUCUCGCGGCUUCUGGGGCCUGGUCCGCCAGCAUGAUAAGCCGAACGUGCCUACGCACAUCCCGCGCGCCGUCUUCGGUAUUAGCCUGGAGGACUCGCUUGAGGUCGCCGAGUUAGCUAGUUUGCCCGCGAUUGUCUUCCGUUGCAUCCAGUAUCUGGAAGCAAAAAAGGCCGAGCAAGAAGAGGGUAUCUACCGAUUAAGCGGCAGCUCUGCGGUCAUCAAAGCUCUCAAGGACCGUUUUAACACAGAGGGCGACAUUGACCUGCUAAGCUCAGACGAGUACUGGGAUCCGCAUGCCAUUGCUGGCCUCCUGAAGACGUUUCUGCGCGAUCUUCCGUCUAGUAUUCUCACCCGCGAUCUGCAUUUGCGCUUUUUGGCGGUGAUCGACUUCGUGGAUCCCCAGGAAAGGAUCAAGGAGCUUUCUCGCCUCAUUGCUUCGCUGCCGAUCGCCAACUACAGCCUGCUGCGCGCGCUGACGGCGCACCUGAUCCUGAUCGUGCAGAACGCGCAUGUGAACAAGAUGACGAUGCGCAACGUCGGUAUCGUCUUCAGCCCCACGCUCGGCAUCCCUGCCGGCGUGUUCAGUCUCAUGCUCGGCGAGUUCAAACGUGUGUUCAACGUCGAUAGCACGUUGGAGGCGGAUGGGGAUGGGGAGCCGUCGCGCAGGGGUCAAGGGGAGCAAGAGCCCGGGCUCGAUCGUCGUAAUAGCAGGCAUUACACUGAUGCUGCUGCAGAUCAGCUUCUUGGGCUGUCUGGGAGAGCACUACCAGUUACGGACGAGGACACGCCAUCAGAUGAGGGCGAGGAAGCGUCGCUUGCGGAAGAGAGUAUGGAAGGGACGACAGAGAACGAGUCCGAUAUCGUGGAAUCCUCGGCGACAUCGAGCUCCGCGCAUCUGUCGUAUGGGCAGCAGCCGUCCUCGGACAGUCUGAAUGUGCCCACGGCGGACCAGGGCGGGCUCUCGCCGAUCCCGCGCUCGCGCGCAGCGCACCUGGCGGCGUCGCGCGGGCUGAACAUCUCGACGCCGACGGACAAGGCCUCGCGGCGGCGGAGCCACGUCGUUGGCCUGCCCGUCUCGCCUAGACCGAGCCCGCGGACGCCAAAUACAGGCGGCGCGCCUUCGCCUCCCCCGAUACCCCCGUCGCCUCUCCCUGGCGGGAACUCGUCGCCCCCGAAAUAG